Molecule: messenger RNA, 1266 nt
Organism: Ogataea philodendri
Lineage: Eukaryota; Fungi; Ascomycota; Pichiomycetes; Pichiales; Pichiaceae
Exons: 1
Coding region: 1-1266 (421 amino acids)
Biological process (GO): 'de novo' cotranslational protein folding; regulation of translational fidelity
Cellular component (GO): cytosol
Molecular function (GO): Hsp70 protein binding; ribosome binding
Source: RefSeq, a predicted model, not a curated record
AUGUCGCUCUCUGCUGUUCCGGCCAGUUUCUCUGGCGACUUCAAAGCGCACUCCAACUACAGCGCUUCUGUCAAGCGUCCUAUUGAGCCAGUUGGAAAAUAUUUCCUUGCACAUGCCACCAGAACCUUGCGUGGACACACCUGGUCUGAGUACGAGAAGAUCGAGGCUUCCAAGAACGUCACUUCUGUGGACGAGUCCGGUGAGGACGAUGAGUUCGACGAAGAGCAGGACGAGGACCUGCUUGAGCACGAUCCUAGAGACUGGAAAACAUGCGACCUUUACGCUGUGAUGGGUUUGUCCAAGCUCAGAUACAGAGCAACUGAGGAUCAGAUUAGAAGAGCUCACCGUAAGCAGGUUUUGAAGCAUCACCCAGACAAGAAGGGUGCUGCUGGUGGAUUGGACCAGGACGGAUUUUUUAAGAUCAUUCAAAAGGCAUACGAGACCCUGAUGGACCCAUCCAAGAGAAAGCAAUACGACUCUGUGGAUUUCCACGCGGAUGUGGAGCCUCCUGCUGCCAAGGAUACCUACGACUUCUUCGAGGCAUGGGGACCAGUGUUUGCUAGCGAGGGUAGAUUCUCUACUAAGCAGCCUGUUCCAGAGUUGGGAAAUGCCGACUCUACUAGAGCUGAGGUGGAAUCUUUCUACAAGUUCUUCACCAACUUCGACUCCUGGAGAACUUUUGAGUUCUUGGACGAGGAUGUUCCUGAUGACACUGCCAACAGAGACCACAAGCGUUACAUCGAGAAGAAGAACAACAAUGCCAGAAAGAAGAGAAAGACCGAGGACAACAGAAGACUUGCUGAACUUGUGAAGCGCGCCAACGCUGAGGAUCCAAGAAUCAAGAAGUUCAAGGAGGAAGAGAAGGCUGAGAAGGCCAAGAAGAAGUGGGAAAGAGAGGCUGGUGCCAGAAAGGCUGCCGAAGAGGCUAAGGCCAAGGCUGAGGCCGAAGCUAAAGCCAAAGAAGAAGCAGAAGCCAAGGCCAAGCUCGACAAAGAAUCAUCCAAAAAGGCUAAGGAGGCUGCUAAGAACGCCAAGAAGAAGAACAAGCGUGCAGUCAGAUCUUCUGCCAAGGAUACUGGCUACUUCGGUGCUGAAGAUAAGGCCACUGCUAUUGAUGCCGACCUCGAGCUUCUGUUGGAGUCGUUUGACGAUGUCACUUUGUCCGACGUUGCUGGAAAGUUGAACGGAGCUGAUGCCGCUUCUGCCAAGUCGAUUUUGGACGAAGCUGCCCAGAAGACCGGCAAGACCUACAAAUUCUUUGGUUAA